Messenger RNA from Scleropages formosus (Asian bonytongue), 1528 nucleotides. RefSeq names its product tumor-associated calcium signal transducer 2-like. Bases 288 to 1226 code for a protein of 312 amino acids. Gene Ontology annotation, cellular component: membrane. NCBI's taxonomy places the organism in Eukaryota, Metazoa, Chordata, Actinopteri, Osteoglossiformes, Osteoglossidae. The record is from RefSeq and is a predicted model, not a curated record. The transcript has 9 exons.
CAGGUGCGCGCUCAUUUUGGAGAAGUUCCACCGAAGUUGAGGGUCUACUAGAGCCGCUACCUCCUGGAAUUGAGCGGAUUGAACUUCUAAACUUUAAACACCGAGGAUCUUUUGUCCUGUUCGAGGGGUUUCCGUCCUCCCGACACGCGUCAACUCCGCUGCGCGCAGGACUCGGGUUCGAAACUAGGGACUUUCGUUGAAAGAUCUCGCACGGCUGCUGACUCCUCGGGUCUUCCGGCGUCCUCUGUGUCGGAUUGCUGUUUCUCAUCCUCUGUGUGAAGAGCACCAUGAAGUCCCUGGUUCUGCUCGCCCUGUGGCUGUGCGCGUUCGUGGUGGGCGCGUGGGCUCAGUGCCAGUGCCCAUACCUCAAGUGGGCCACUUGUGAUGGGACCCCCUGUCAGUGCUCAGUGUCUGUUGGAAAUGGGGAAAAACAGGUUCUCAACUGCUCUACCUUGGUGCCCAAGUGCUUCCUGAUGAAGGCGGAGAUGUACCGUGCCAGGAAGGGUUUGUCAACCCGCACAGGUGGUAAGCCCACCGAGCACGCCUUCGUGGACAACGACGGCAUCUACGACCCGGAGUGCGAGAUUGACGGCCGCUUCAAAGCCAAGCAGUGCAACAACACAAAUGAGUGCUGGUGUGUGAAUAGUGCUGGUGUACGGCGCACAGACAAGGGUGACAAAGAUGGCAUUUCCUGCAGUGAACUGGUGGAGACACACUGGAUUCGCUUGGAGCUGAAGCACAAAGAGACUCAAGCAAAACUUGAUGCUACUCAGCUGAAGGCGGCCUUGGGAGCUGCCAUGGAGUCUCGCUACAAUCUCAGUGCCAGCUACAUGAACAAUUCUGAGUAUGACCCUCAGGCACGUGUCGUUGUGGUGGAUGUGGUGAAACCAGUUGGUAACAGAAAUGUUGACCUGUCACGCAUGGCCUACUACAUGGAGAAGGAUGUCAAGGUGCUUCCACUCUUUGAAGGUGAGAAGAAGUUCCAGCCCACAGUUGGUGGUCAGCAGCUGGACUUUGAGAACAUUGUGGUAUACUAUGUGGAUGAGAAACCCCCUACCUUCACCAUGAAGAGACUGACAGGUGGAAUAAUUGCAGUCAUCGUUGUAGUUGUGCUUGCUGUUGUUGCUGGGCUACUCAUUCUGUUCUUUGCCAGGAGGAGGGAACGUGCCCGGUAUGAGAAGACGCAGCCUAGGGAGAUGGAUGAGAUGCAGCAGUCUCUAUCCUAACUUGAGGAGGUGAUGGCCUGCAUUUCAGGAGCUGAAUGAUGGGCUGUUCUGGAACAUUCCUUGUGCCUUAACCUUCAAACUUGAAAGGCUUGUCUUGGAUGUGAUUCCCCCCCACCCUUGCAACCCAGUGUUGGCACUGGGUUUUUCCCCUAAAGCAUUUGGUUUCUUGAAGACUUGUAUAAUGUAAAACUAGCUGAAGGGCAGGUCUGACCCUGACCUUUUUAAACUUUACAAGCUUUUUAAAAAUUUUGUAUAUAGAUAAAGUGGUAUGCCUUUAUGUAAUAAAACAUUGGUUAAAUAAC